AUGGGGCCAUUUGAGGACUUUGUUAACUGUAAUCCCUCAUGUCAAGGUAACAGGGCACUAAUGGAUUAUUACAACAAGAUAUUGCUGGCAAACAAGAGGAACGGCACCUUGAUUGUCUGUGGUACUUUAUUCCAAGGAACUUGUCAGCUGAGAAAUCUCCAAAAUAUCACUGAAUUGCAUGUCUCAAAUGGACCUGAUAUGUCGACUGACUUAUGGGUGACACCAAAUACCCAAAAUGAUUCAACAGUGGCUAUCUUAGUUCCCCAUCCUGUAAGUGAACAAGAAAAGACAAUGGCUGUCGGUGUGACAUAUGUACAGCAACGUGGCAUUCCAUCAGAUCAACAGUACUCUUUAUCAACUAGAACAGUGGCAGCUAAUAAUGCUUUCCAGCCUUUUACCUUUGGCUUUGAAAUUACAUCUGGCAUUCAGUUAAUGAAUUUGCCUUAUCACAUUUUCUACAGAGCAGGUUUUAAUGAAGCCAGUUACAUUUACUUUUUGACCAAUCAAAAAUUUGACCUAGUAACCCCUGGAUAUGUCUCCAAAAUACAGCGUGUGUGUAACCAAGGUAGCGACACAAUGGGCACAAAAUACACAUACAACUCUCUGAUGGAUAUGAAUCUUACCUGUGAAGACAAGGACAGAGAACAGAGGUACCCAUUACUGACCACUGCACACCUGGUGGAUACCAUAAAUGGGAAAUUUCUAGUGGCCGGGUUUACUGAUGGUGAUGAUCCCAACAAGCUGAAUUUGUUUAAUUUCUCGGCUAUCUGUGUCUUCAGUUUGGUUGAAAUUGAUGGAAAUUUCCAGGAGAAUUUAGAUAACUGCCUUAAAUCAGGACAGGCACAAAGAAACAACUACUGGUUUAAUAGUGGAGGAAAGUGUGAUGAAAACAAUACAAAUUUAGUGGGGGACAGUUCCUGUAUUGUCAGCGAUAUACUUGAGAAAGCCACAAAAGGUAUUAUAGGUUUGAAGGGUAUAACCUCCACCCCACUGGUUCCAAACAGCACUUUCUACUAUACAGCCAUACAAUCUGUCAAGGAGAAGAACCACACUAUUCUCUUCCUGGGAACAUCUAAUGGGGACAUACUUAAGGGACAACUCGUGAAUAAGACGACGAUUAGCAUCUAUGACAGGAUGACAGUUGAUAACGGCAAUGCCAUCGGCUCAGACUUGUUACUGGAUUCUAACGAGACACACCUCUUCGCCAUGACUACAAGAAAGGUAGUGAGAUUUCCAGUACAGAACUGCUCUGCACUCGAGAACUGUGGAAGUUGUCUGAAAAGUAAAGACCCAUUCUGUGGUUGGUGUGUGCUGGAGCAGAGAUGUACCAGGGCAGAUGAUUGUCGAUAUAAAGAUUACCGAAACCACUGGUUGUCUGCUGUUGGGGAACAGGAAUGCCUGUCACUGAGUAUUUAUCCUUUGCAGGUGAACUUUCAGCAACUCCGGGAAACUACGCUUAAAGUAACAGUAAGACCAAUGCCAGAGAAUCUGUCUGGGGAACUAUAUGAGUGUCAAUUCAGUCCUGAUAGAAGAACUGUACACGGGACCAUAUCUGGUAAAACUAUCUCCUGUCCAUUUCCAGAGAAUUUGACUGGUCAGACAUCAGUUUCCUGGAAUGUGGCACUGUCCUUGGUAUCAAGUAUAACCAGAAAGCCGUUUGUGAAAAAUAGCUUGACCAUUGUGGACUGCACUCAAGAGAAAAAUUCCUGCACAGCUUGUGUGUCUAAGUUUUCCUGUGUCUGGUGCAUCUAUGGAAAUCACUGUACUUACAACCAUACUUUAUGUGCUGACAAAUUCGCUUCAAGUAGUAAGCAUCAUGGAGGAAAAUGUCCACAGUUAACUCCGUAUAGGAAGGCAAUCCCUAACAAGAAACGAGAGAGUAUUAGUAUUGAUGGAAAUCAUUUUCCUGAGCCAAAGACAAAAAACUCCUACCACUGUGAGAUUCAUAUGAAAGAACAAGUGAAAUCUGUGUCUGCGGAGUUUGAAAAUACCACAAGAGUAAAGUGCAACUCUCACUUGUUUCAGUAUCAGGAGAAGUCUGGUGAAUUGAAUGGAACGAUUUGGCUGGUAUGGAACAGCAGCAAUAGUUUAGUAGUUAAAGGCCAUAUCAGUGUGACAGUGUACAAGUGUGAGUUUUUGGGCACUGACUGCAGUACCUGUGGAAGUUACACCAAAGACUUCCGACCCAAGAAGGACUACAAGUGUCGGUGGUGCAGAGGGGAUUCCCAAAACAGAUGUCGGUAUUCCACUUGUCCCCGGGGUGUCAUGAGCUGUCCUUCUCCGGUCAUCUCACAGGUAACACCAACCUCUACUCAUAACCAAGGGGGUACUUUAGUUACCAUCAGAGGACGAGAGCUGGGCAGGGGCAUCCAGGAUGUGAAAAGUGUAACAUUAGCAGGUCAUCAGUGUGAUGUGGAAGGCAUGAAUGUUUCAUUUAGCAUUGUGUGCAAGACCAAAAGUAUUGAUGAAAGUACUGAAGGGAAGGUCAUUGUGAAGGUUCAGAAUGAGACAAGCAAGCCAUUUGGAAAAUUUAAGUUUGGUAACCCUGAAAUAACUGGCAUAAUGCCAAACAUUGGGCCGAAAUCCGGUGGCACGCGUGUAACAAUAAAAGGAAAGGAUUUAAGAAUAGGAAGUGCUAGGGAAAUUUACCUAGGUAAUGGAAACUUCAGAAAGGAAUGUCGGGAGGAUAAAACAGCCAGUGGUGGUUAUGAUUGCCUUGUUUGCAUAACUGGUAGAAUUUUUGAUCCAGCUUUUUGUGAUGAAAUUUCUGUCAAGAUUGACAAUAAAACCUAUAACUCCAAUAUGGAAUAUAAUUACACCAUAGACCCAACCAUUGAUUCUAUUAUGCCUAAGAAGACCUUUCACAGUGGUGGAAGACUGAUCAAUGUGACUGGUAAAUACCUGAACUCCAUACAAUCCCCAAAGAUGUUUAUACGUUGUGGAGAUAUGCGUAGCCAAUCAGAGGUAUGAGAACAUAAAAUUUAAAUCUUUGUUUAAGGGCUCACUGGCUCAAAUACCUGUAGUUUCACGCUGUGAAUAUAAAGCGGUUGAUCAAUGAGGCUGCAUGUACGAAACCACCAUCACAGGCUCAUUCACCUAAAAUGUGGGCCUUACCACUCCUCAUUGGUCACAGGCUAGACAAAACAUCCCAUCUUUUAUCAAGCUCUUCUGAGGUUAACCGGAUACUCGGAGAAGACUGGUGGUUUGCCUUAUUCUUGUUUUUACCUAUACGUGUGUGCUA
Liolophura sinensis is the source of this 3241-nucleotide messenger RNA. RefSeq names its product plexin-D1-like. The transcript is spliced from 17 exons. Gene Ontology annotation, biological process: semaphorin-plexin signaling pathway; motor neuron axon guidance; regulation of GTPase activity. Gene Ontology annotation, cellular component: semaphorin receptor complex; plasma membrane. The coding region runs from base 1 to 2970 and encodes 989 amino acids. Gene Ontology annotation, molecular function: protein binding; semaphorin receptor activity. Lineage: Eukaryota; Metazoa; Mollusca; Polyplacophora; Chitonida; Chitonidae. The record is from RefSeq and is a predicted model, not a curated record.